UGGCAAUGUCGCCAUUUGAGAUGGCAGCCCAUUCCACCAAGACCUCUCGUCAACUUAACCUCUGUACUCCCUCCCUCUCUCUCCUUCUCCCUCUCCCUCUCUCCCUCUCCCUCCGGACCAUCCGCACCUUGGCCCGUUACCAUGGAGAGCACGAUACACUCUUACAUACGCCUAUUGGCGAUGUACAUUGUCGAUACAGUCGGCCUGACCUCGACGUCAUCCUCGCAUUGUCCUAUUCGAAGAAUGGGCAUCCUAUAUAGCACCCUCUCUCUCUGGCGCCAUGAACCCCCCAGACCCACGAAGACCUCCAUGGACCUCGCGAGCCUCCCUCCCGAGAUCCUCCUCUGCAUUGGCGAGCAUCUGGAUGAAAAAGACCUGAACUCGCUCAUCAGGACGGCCAGAGUAUUUGCCGAGCUGCUCUCACCCCAGCUCUACGACUUCGUGGUGGGCUGCCGCACACGCCACGCCUCUUCCGAUCUGGCACCCAACUCGAGCUUCAAGAACGGUGCUCUAUCGCAUGCCGGUCGCUGGCAUUCGCGCUAUGCGCUCAACUACUUUCGUACAAAGCGAGCCGACAUCCUUUUGCGCAUGGACCAGGAAGGAGGGCUCCUCCUAAACAGAAUCGCACGUGCCGGGAACGCAGAAUUGGUAUCGAUUCUCCUGGCUAGAGGUGCAGACGUCAACGCCCACUAUCGUGAUCCGCAUGCGUUGGCCUGGGCGGCGAAACGGGGCCACAAGGACGUUGUCCGCAUACUCCUUGACGCAGGAGCGGAUGAUGACGUCUUCAAGCCCUGCCAGAAGACGCUAUUGCACGCAGUCUAUCGAUAUAGAUUCAACAAAUGCACCGUGAUCUCUCAGAUGCUGAUCGACCGGCUCAAGGAGCGCGGCGAGAUAUCAAAACGAAGUUCUGACAAUUCCACGGUGUUACACUACGCCGUUAGAUAUAACAAGACAUACGCGGUACCGCAGCUGAUUAAAGCUGGUAUCGAUUUGAUGGUUCUCGACAGCGAUGGUUUGUCCGCCCUGGAUAUUGCCAUCAAAUUUGGAAAAAUGGACGUCGUGCACCUACUGCUUCAGGUAUAUCCGGGACCCUGGCCGUCUUAUUACAUUCAAAAGGCCAUAUGGGAGGCAUGCGACAGGCUUGAUCUCGAGAUGCUUGAGCGAAUCGUGCCUCUAGUGGAGUCUCGAACUAUACCCGUGGAUAUUUCGCUUUUCGAGAGAAGUCGAGCCGGGCUGACGGCUCUCCACGUCGCAGCCCGCGGACCCAAGGACUGGGCCCGAGUGUCUGACAGUGCUUUCUCUCGCGAAUCACAUUGCCUUGUCAAGCGAUGGCAGAAGGUGGUCGACCUCCUCCUGAAAAUGGGCGCCAGCAUCUCCGCCCGGGAUUGUAUCGGACGCACGCCGUUCCUGUACGCAGUCGAGAACGGCAGCCCGGAGAGAAUACCUUUCUUGCUCCAGAGACUCGGCUCCACGACCUCGAUCCGUGAUCACCUGGGCCGCACGCCGCUUCAUGCCGCGGUGCACAGCGAAAAGAGCGAGCUCAUGGUCCGAUGGCUGCUCCCGCUCGGUUUCGAUAUCAACGCGCAAGACUCCCACGGACAAACGCCGCUGCACUACGCGGCUACGUGCGCUUCGACCCUGCCGACUCUGGAAUACCUACUCAGCGCCGGUGCCGAUGACUCGAUUUGCGAUAGGCAGGGCUUGCCCCCGAGUCAUUUCGCCGCUACCCAAAGACGAGAUGCAGGUCUUAGGCUAUUCGUCAACGCGGGUGCCGCUCUGCACAGGAACUGUGAACUGUGCUUCCGGAAAUCCAUUGAGUGGAGAACGGACCAUGGCGAGUGGCAGAAUCUCUCAGAACCUUCGGAUCUAAAUGACCUCUUCGACCAGAAAUAA
Molecule: messenger RNA, 1893 nt
Organism: Coccidioides posadasii C735 delta SOWgp
Lineage: Eukaryota; Fungi; Ascomycota; Eurotiomycetes; Onygenales; Onygenaceae
Cellular component (GO): nucleus; cytoplasm
Molecular function (GO): protein binding
Source: RefSeq, a predicted model, not a curated record